Molecule: messenger RNA, 1779 nt
Organism: Camelina sativa (false flax)
Lineage: Eukaryota; Viridiplantae; Streptophyta; Magnoliopsida; Brassicales; Brassicaceae
Source: RefSeq, a predicted model, not a curated record
AUGGCGUUAGUCCCCGUUGUUAAUCCACCUAUUGGAGUGGAGUUCGACGAGGAAGGCAAGGAUCGAGAUGAAUUUCAUAUCGAUAAGCUUGCGACAGAUUUUACAGAAACGGAGGAAUCGAUUCGUCAUAACGUGUAUCCAGAGAGUGACGACGAGUCUGAGGGUAAUGGUCGUGGUGGUGCCGCGCGUGGGGGGACACCGAUCGUUCGUGGCGAUGGUAUAAUGUAUAAAGGGCAGAGAUUCUACAAUGGAAUCGCGUUUAAGGAGUGUGUGACUGACUAUGCACUGGCAACAGGUUGUAAUCUGAAGCAAUACAGGUACGAUAGAGAUAGAAUCGGGUUUAGGUGUGUUGGUGCUAAGGGAAAAUGUCAAUGGAAAGUUUAUGCUGCGUCUCUUCAUAAUGAGUCGAUGUGGAGGAUUACGAAGUACACGAACACCCAUGUUUGUGUGCCUAAUGGAGAAUGUGAGAUGUUUAAGGUCCCAGUCAUAGCUAGGUUAUUUCUUGAUAAGAUUAGAGAAGAACCAGAUUAUUACAUGCCUUUAAAGAUGGAACAGACCAUAAUGGAGAAGUGGAAGAUAUCAGCUACGAGAGGUCAAUGUCAAGCUGCUAGGAGAAAGGCAUUGGCAUGGAUAGCGAGUGAAUAUGACACUCAAUUUGAACGUCUUCGAGACUAUGGAGCUGAGAUAUUGGAAGCAAAUCAAGGGUCUGUGGUAGAGAUUGAUACGGUGAAGAAUGACGCUGGUCAUGAUGUGUUUAAGCGAUUCUAUGUAUGCUUUGAUGUUCUUAGGAAAACAUGGAAAAAAACCUGCAGGCCACUAAUUGGGGUUGAUGGUUGCUUCUUGAAGGAAAAGAUUAAGGGUCAGUUGUUGGUGGCUUUAGGAAGAGAUGCAGACAAUGCUAUCUAUCCAAUAGCAUGGAGUGUUGUUCAGGUUGAGAACACAGAUAAUUGGAGCUGGUUUGUGAAUAGGCUGAAGAUAGACUUGGAGUUAGGUGAUGGAGAUGGUUACAUUAUGGUUUCUGAUCGCCAAAAGGGAUUGAUUAAGGCUGUUGAGUUAGAAUUACCAAAGAUUGAGCAUCGUAAAUGUGUUAGGCACAUUUAUGGUAACCUAAAGAAGACUCAUCCAAACAAGAAGCAAUUGAAGAAACUGCUUUGGGAUCUAGCUUGGAGCUACAACACUAGAGAUUACGAAGAGGGAUUGGAGAGGAUUCACGCAUAUGAUAGCAAGAUUGGCAGCUAUUGUGAGGAUGUUGAAAACAACUCAGUGGAGUCUUUCAACAAUACAAUCAACAAGGCGAGAGAGAAACCAUUUGUGGCUAUGUUGGAGACUGUUAGAAGGCUUGCCAUGGUUCGAAUUGCUAAACGGUCUGCUAUUUCUUAUUCACAUGAAGGAUUAUACACUCCUUAUGUGACCCGUUUCCUUGCUAAUGAGCAUAAGGCAGCUUCUACAUGCUUUGUAUCUCCCAGCACAAAUGGAGCAACUGCUAAGUGGAGACAGAACUACACAGACGGGCUUGUUCCACAAAGAGGUCCACGCUUUUGGCCUUCCACUGGGGGUGAAAAUGUGUAUCCACCUCCAAAGCCGGACGAUGAGAAGAUCGACAAGAAGAGGAAGAAAGGUGUUAAUGAGUCACCUACCAAGAAGCAACCAAAGCAAAAGAAAAGAAUCAUGCAUUGUGGGAUUUGUGGUGCAGCUGAUCAUAACUGGUGGAACUCAAGUGGAAUCUUCUCAAGGUUGUCUCACUCAAGAGAAGUAAUGUGGGAUGGAGGAUUAGCAUAA